Candidozyma duobushaemuli is the source of this 5265-nucleotide messenger RNA. It is a transcript of the gene GEA2, whose product is annotated as Arf family guanine nucleotide exchange factor. NCBI's taxonomy places the organism in Eukaryota, Fungi, Ascomycota, Pichiomycetes, Serinales, Metschnikowiaceae. The record is from RefSeq and is a predicted model, not a curated record. Gene Ontology annotation, molecular function: guanyl-nucleotide exchange factor activity. The coding region runs from base 1 to 5265 and encodes 1754 amino acids. Gene Ontology annotation, biological process: biosynthetic process; regulation of ARF protein signal transduction. The transcript is spliced from 4 exons.
AUGUCAUUCAGGAGCACACAAACGGUCCGAGGCCUUCGAGCCUUUACAUCCUCAGCUAUUCGCCAUAGCUAUGAGCAGCAAUUAGCGAAAUCUGCUGAAAACAUCAAUGUCGUUUUGGAGAAGUCGGACAGACUGUCGUACAUCCUAGCACAAUACAUCCCUGAGCCAGCAAGAAAUGGCUUUCUAGCGAUCAAGGCCUUUGGAUUGGAAAUCAACAAGAUCACUGAUGGUGGCGCUGCCACGGGAUCAAGAGCCCUGAGGGCACUGAAUCAGCUUUCAUCUUCCAUGGGUCUUUCUACAGCAGACAUGAAGUACAAGUUCUGGCUGGACAUGAUGUCCAAGGCGUUCACGGACCAAGGCGAAGUGCAUGAACCAACAGUGUUUCUUUUAAGAGAUGCCUUGAGACUGGGGCUCAAUUUGGACAUCUCGUAUUUCCACCAGUACCUACAGACAAGGAGGCAUUUCCUUCAGUCAAAGCAGUUCAAGACCGUCGAGGAUAUCUGCUCGUAUGGUGAAGGCACUUAUUCUCAAUUGAACUAUGCCACACAGGCAUUGCUUCUUCUGCCGCUGAUUUCCCCAUCAGUCAUUCACCUCUUGGAGCUUUCUCCACAAUUGCAGAACAAGGUCAGUGAUAUUGCAGCUCACAUCGGUCAGGCUUCUGCUGUGAGCUCGAUGAUCUUGGGUUUUGAAUACUACGCCAGCACCCGCAACAUCGUUACCUUACCUGUGGACCUCAUGACGAAGUUUGAGCUUUCACAAGAAACCGCCCUUCGUUUAGCCCAAGGCCAUCUCAAGGGGAAAAGCCAGGAGGAAGAGGCGAAGGAGAAACUUCAAAACGUCAUUUUUGAAACGGCUGUGACAGCCAAUGAUCAUCUCCUCUCAGCUCGUGUGAAGCUCAAGGAAGUGAAGAACGAUAUUGCACACUUGGUGAAGAGCAAGCCUCACGACUCUUUGCUACAGAAGAAUUUCAAGAAGUGGAGGAGGGGUAUUCCAGACGUUGUAUUCAUUCCCUUCAUGAACGCCAUACCGACAUCCUUGUACUUGGAGAAGUUGGAGAAGAACGACUUCAACCUUUUCCGCCCGGCGAUGAAGCAAAAAGAGUGGCAUCCCAUUACCUUGGUGAUCAAUGAAUGUAUGGUGAUUCUGUGCGCCAUGAGAAAGAUGAGCCGCUGGCCUCAAACGGGCGUGGCUGCCAUUUUGGGAGGUAGCGAUUUGUUCGGAGAGGAAGACGGGCUUUCUAACUUGGGUCUCUCGGGAUCUCAUUUCGGACUGGCUGUCUCUACUCCUAGACCCUCGAACGGAGGAACGGCUAACCCCAACACCAGCUCUAACCCUUUACACUCGAGUUUCUUGCAGUUGCGUGCCAUACUUACGGAGACCUCCGAUAUCAACACAGUGGACUCGUUGACGAUCCUCCAACCAUUCUUGUUGGCCGUGGAGUCGAGCUCCACAUCAGGAAAUGUCACGGGCCUAGCUCUCAAUGCCAUCACGAAAUUCUUAGACUACGGUGUCAUUGGGUGGCACUCGAAAAAUAUUCAAAACUCGCUUAUACAGAUCACCAGCUCCUUGACACACUGCCGCUUCGAGGCUGCCGACCAAAGUUCUGAUGAUUCCGUGCUUCUCAAGGUUUUGCGAUUGUUGGAGUCCAUUGUUGAUUCUUCCUUCUCAAAACUUCUACCAAAUGCAGUGGUGUCCGAAGUGAUACAAACGUGUUUAUCUCUUGCAUGCAACAAGCGUCGUUCAGAGGUGCUUCGAAGAGCCGCCGAGAUGGCUAUGAUCUCCAUGACGAUCCGAGUCUUUCUGCGCCUUCGUGAGCUUACCCCCGAAACCACUCAUGUCGAUGAAAUCCCUACAAAUUAUGCCGAGAACCAAUUGCCCGCUGAUGUUAUCGGCGGAACAAGCUCGCCAACAGAAGAUACAAGUGCCGUGGCACAGGAUGGCGCCGAGGCCGACCUAAAGCCACCCACAGUGGACCUUGCCCCAACAUCGCCUAAAAGAAAGCCAUCCAUGACCGAUGAAAAGGAACCACAAUUUGACAUUGUUUGCAUCAACGAAUUCUUCGCCAUUUUGAUCUCCAUGAUCUCCCCAACCAACCAGUAUCAGCAUAUGGAGAGUACACGUGUUUUUGCCUUGCUGCUCAUAAACAUAGCAAUUGAGGUGACAGGUUCUGAAAUACCUAAGCAUCCUUCCUUGAUGGGACUUGUGGCAGACCCUGUCUCCAAGGAUGUCUUACAAAUCAUUACCGAGAACACCAUAAAGGGCAACAAGAUGGCAAUUUCGACCAGGAUUGCCUCAUCGAAAGAAGCUAUUGUGGAGAGUCUCUCUUUACUUUGGAUCAGGUCUCCCCAGUUUUUCUCACUGUUGUUUGUCGAUUACGACUGCGACUUUGAAAGAUUCAACAUGGCAUCCGACUUCGUCAACUUUCUUUGCAAAUUGGCCUUGCCCGAGGCCGCCGUCAUCUCAACAGAUAACGGUAUCCUUUCUUUGGUGUCUGGCAUAAAUGACCGCAUCAAGAAUUCUGAGGGCAAGCACAUUCGCCUGGAUGACCAACCAUCUCAUCAACUACUCUUGGACAAGGACAAGAAGACAGCAUUUGUGAGGUGUACUGAAAUCUUCAACGAUAGUCCCAAGAAGGGAGUCGCUGCGUUUGCGGAGAAGAAGUUUUUGAAUGACCCUAAUGACACUUCUGAAUUAGCAUCUCUUCUAUUCAACAAGUCAGCUCGUCUCAACAAGAAGAUCCUCGGUGAAUACCUCGCUAAACCAUCUAACACUGAUCUUUUACGAGAAUUCAUGAAUCUUUUUGAGUUUGCCGGUUUGAGAGUGGAUGAGGCAUUAAGACUUCUACUUAAGUCCUUUAGACUUCCUGGUGAGUCUCAGCAAAUUGAGAGAAUAGUCGAGCUUUUUGCGCAAGCUUACGUUGAAUGUCAAAAGUCAUAUACCCCAGAUGAAUUGACAGAAGAGGAAAAGAACGAGCCGGUUAACCCUGACCAGGAUGCUGUGUUCGUGUUAUCCUACUCGAUUAUCAUGCUCAACACAGACUUGCAUAAUCCCCAGGUUAAGAGGCAGAUGGAUCUCGAUUCUUACAAGAGAAACUUGAAGGGUGUCAACAACGGAAAAGACUUUCCGGAGUGGUACCUCUCGAAAAUUUAUUCAUCUAUUAGAGACCGUGAGAUUAUCAUGCCCGAAGAACACCAUGGCACCGAUAAGUGGUUUGACGAUGUUUGGCAUAAUCUUAUUUCUUCUCAAACGAAAGUGGCUCACGAUAAAGACAUAUCGUUGAACUCUAUUGACGUUGGCACUUUGUGUCAAUUCGACAAACUAUUUUUUGAAGGCUCAGUUGAUGUUAUUAUAGAAACACUCAUUAAGGUUUUCAAGGAGGCUUCAGACGAUAACAUUAUCACCAAAUUGAUGUCAUCCAUUGACAAGUGUGCUAAUAUCUGCAUAAACUAUGGUCUUGCUAAACCUGUGAAUCAUCUCAUUGAGGAAUUAACCACUAUAACGCAUCUCACUAGGAAGACAUUCCCCGCACCACACCCAGAGGAGAAUAUUCGUCGGGAGAUUCCAAUCACUCAGAUUACCAUCGAAAAGAAAGAGGAGCCUAUUAGUAUUAGUGACAUGGCUGUUUACUUUGGUCGUGAUUUUAAGGCUCAAUUGGCUGCAGUUGUUCUUUUUAGAUUGAUCAAAAAAUCUGAUUGCAGAGUGAGCCAAUCCUGGGACGGAGUCGUUAAAAUCAUACUCACAUUGUUGGAAAACUGUUUGAUAAAUCCUAAUUUGUUUUGCGAAUUUCAGAAGAAGGUCAAUUUGGCUCCUCUUGCCAAAGUCAAACCACGGUUUAUUAUUCAAGGAACAAAGCCAUUGAACAACUCAGGAAUUUUGUCAACAUUUUCAUCGUUUUUGAAGGGGUACUCCGACGAGCCUCCGGAGCCUUCAGACCAAGAGAUUGAGUCCACUCUUUCCACCAUUGAUUGUGUCAGAUCAAUCAAUGUUCCUGGUAUCUUUGACACUGUCUCAAAGGGUACUCAGGAUGAGCUUAAGCAAUUCGUGGAUUUGCUAUUGGACAACUUGCCAGAGUUUUCUGAUGACAAAAAGCGUUUUUAUGAAUCUGAGAUCUUAUUCCUAUUCGAAGUUGGUGUUUGUUUCUCCUUGAUUGUGAGCGAGACAGAAGUCACAGAUAAGCUCAUCGGUAAAUUACACGAGCACAUGAAGAAUCAUGUCUCAAAGAGAGGCUAUAUGAGACUUUCGACAUACUUGUUUUUACUUGCAAGACAGAGCGACCACAGUUACGAGAAGGAAGCAGCUGAGACACUCGAACGCAUUAACAGCUUUGACAGAGAUAUCAUAACAAAGCACGGUGCUUCCUUGGUAAAGUCUCUUUUUUCAUUCGUUGAUCAUGACUCCAAGUCGAGACCUUUAAUUCAAACGGAAGGUUUCUGGGAUUUUCUCAAGCUCGCUGGUUCUUCAUCAGACCUUGCUGAUGAGGUUUUAGACUUUGUCGAAUCCAUUGUUCAAGAUUCUUCCGAUGAAGUCUCUGACCAGAACCAUAUCUUAUUGUUGGGAUUGCUUGAUGAGGUAUCGUCUCUUGGUGCUGUGGGUGCCCAAUGGGAACAGACAAGGGACAGUGGCCAGACCGUCAACAACAAAGCAGAUGAGGAUUCUGAAGAGAGGAAGAAUGUCCAAAAACUCAUCCAGAUUUCAUCGAGGUCGAUUGACCAAACCGGACUCCUAGGAAGCUCCACCAGAAAACUUUCGUAUCCGUUGAUUCAAGCAUUGGCUCAUCAAUGUUUCAAUCCCUGCCGCGAGGUGCGUUCACACGCUAUCACAGUGUUACAGAAUACGUUGCUUUCAGGAGCAUUGAACGAAAACUUCACUGCAUUAGGAAUUUACGAGUAUGGGCUUUUCCCUCUUUUAGCUGAACUUGAAAAAGAGGAUGUGAUUACUACCGACAAGAAGGGAUUCCCAGAAACUCAUUCGCAAAUUUUGAAUUUGGUGAGUAAGGUAUUCCUCAAGCAUCACAGCGAACUCACUGAGGAGGAGAGAAAGACGGUAUGGCUAGGAAUUGUGACACAUUUUGUUAGAGUCAACAAGAUGAACUCUGAUCAAGAAAAGAGCUACGUGAAGGAGUCAAGCUUGGAGGUAAUGAAGAACAUGAUCUUGGUCUUGCACAACGAAUUCCUUGUUCCGGAUAACAAGGAUUUAUGGGAGUCAACGUGGAAGAAUCUUGAGCAAGUUUAUCCUGGUCUCGAGAAAGAACUCCCUAACAAAUAA